GUGUUUGCGCAGAUGGGCCCUUCGGGCAGCGGCAAAACAACUCUGCUAGAUGUUUUGGCGGGCAGGAAGACGGUGGGGCAGAUCCAUGGAGACAUUCUGUUUGCCGGCCACAAGCCAUCCCAAGCCUUCCUCAGGCGCUACACCGGCUACGUGGAGCAAUUUGACACGCUGCUGGACAAUCUCACCGUGGAUGAGAUGCUGAUGUACACGGCGGAGCUCAAGUGCGCGCUCAGCGAGAAGCUGGCGGCCAAGCGCGCCAAAGUAGACUCCAUCAUCGACCAGCUUGCGCUCGGCGGCUGCCGCGGCGUCCGCAUCGGAAACGGCCUCAACCGCGGCAUCUCCGGCGGGCAGUGCAAGCGUGUGAACAUAGGCAUUGCGCUGGUGACGAAUCCGCGUGUGCUGUUCCUGGACGAGCCCACCUCCGGCCUCGACUCCUUCACAGCCAAUGAGGUGAUGGUGGUGAUAAAGGCUCUGCUGAAGACUGGGAUGACCAUCUGCGCGACCAUCCACUCGCCCACGCCCUCCUGCUUCAAGCUCUUCGACUGCAUGAUGAUCCUGCUGCGUGGCAAGGUCGUCUAUGCCGGGCCCAAUGUACAAUCAGAGCCCUUUCUUCAGAACUUGAAUACUGUAUAUCAGCAGCAAUAUUUACAAUUACAUUUUUUUGUACCACCAUUUCUGAGGAGUAGCCUCCGCUGUUGCGCAGGUGUCACCGCAGAUUCUGAAGGAGCUGAAAACGCGCCGCGCGACUGUCACGCCGUUCUACUGGGGCGUCAAAACCAUCCUCAAGGUGCAGGCCCGCCCCCUGCAGGCAGUCGGCUUAGUGUUGCAAAGAGUGCGUGCUUGCUGAGAUUAUACCGGAUGGGGCGGGACUUUAGGGAUCCGGCCUACCUGGGUCCUCGUGUGAUGGACAAGCUCGCAGUGGCCCUCCUACUCAUGAGCCUGUACUGGCACAUCGGCAAGAGGAAUUUCGGCCCCAACGCGGUCAACAUCGGCGCAGCGCUGUUCAUGUGGACCAUUCUGCCGGGCUUUGCCGCGGCCGCUUACACACCCACGCUUGUGCAGGAGCGCCCCCUCUUCUACAGGGAGCGCAGUGAUGGGCUGUACAAGUCAGUGACGUACUUAGUGGCCAAGUUAUUGGAGGAGGUCAUAGUGGCCCUGGUGCAGAGCCUGAUAAUGAGCUGCAUCGUGUUCUUCCCCCUGGCCCUGGCCGGCAGCUGGUCGCUUUUCUGGUACACCUACUUCCAGACCACCGUCAUCGGUAUCCUGCUGGCAUACAUAAUCGCAGCGCUGUCACCCAACAUGGACGUGGCUAAUGGGGCGUUGCCUGCCUACGUGGUCAUCCUGCUGUUCUUCGUGGGGCUCCUCAUCAGGCCGCAGGAUCAGCCUUCCUACUGGCACUGGUUCCAGUACAUUGAUUUUCUGCACUAUGCCUGGGUCGCCCAGAUGGUCAACCAGUUUGAAAACACCCAGAUCUUCAUCUUCCUCAACCUCGAGGUGCUCACCUGCCAAUUUCAGUUUGCUCGUACAGCUCUUUGCCAUUUGAAAGAGUGUUGUCAAUUUCAGUGUGAUGAUUGUUUGCAUGCAAAGCAUUUCACUGAAAUUGGCAACGUGCUUGCACUCGGCAGAUGGCAUGCAUUUCGAAAUGCAUCACUGCAAUGA
Molecule: messenger RNA, 1659 nt
Organism: Coccomyxa subellipsoidea C-169
Lineage: Eukaryota; Viridiplantae; Chlorophyta; Trebouxiophyceae; Coccomyxaceae
Product: ABC family transporter: multidrug
Exons: 13
Cellular component (GO): membrane
Molecular function (GO): ABC-type transporter activity; ATP hydrolysis activity; ATP binding
Source: RefSeq, a predicted model, not a curated record